GCAUCUUGGCGAGUUUCGCAAGCACUUACAUCUCACAACAGCAAUACUCGUUUCCUCCGUUGUGUAGAAACAAGCCUAGAGAAUAUGGUGAGAAUAGAUGUCCUUGAUCCAAAGUAUCAACUCUCGGACCAAUAUAAGCCGGACAAGGAAAAACAAUACAAACAUCCCAUUGAGCAGGAUGGUUGGGUCAUCGCGCACAAUGCUUUACGCGGGGAAAUCCAAUUGCUCCGCGAUGCCUUGUACGCCAUGAAACAGCGUGACCAAAGUCUUCAAGAUUGGGAGGUCGCUUCAUUGCAGUCUGCUAUUGAUGGGCAUAUAUUGCACAUGCUGGGACAUCAUUCGAAUGAAGAUGAUAUCGUCGUGCCCGAAUGUCGCAAACGCUUUCUUUAUCCAGAAAAACUCGAAACUGAUCACGAAAUUCUCGUGAAAAAAAUUGAAACUAUCAAGGGCAUCAUGCUCGGCCUCGAUGUGGGCAGUAAGGUCGAUAAUCUAUUGCACGAGUGGAUCGAGUACCAAGAUAUGAUGCUGCCCCAUUUGCUAGAAGAAGAGGAAGUUGGCUUGCCUCUAUUCCGCUCCUACUUUGAACCCAAGGCAGCCGCAAAGAUUACGCAGAAAAUCGCACGACAGGCCAGUAGACUGGAGAUGGGGUCAUUUGUAUACUUUCUCGGCACCGAAAAGUUUCGCUCCAUGUUUAUGAAGAAUGAAGGUAUUCCCGACUUUGUGUGGUUCAUCAUGUUCAAACGCUCACACAAAAUCUUUGUGCAGCAGUUCAUCACCAAUGUUGAGGCUUUGACAAGCGGAACUGCGCCCACCGAACCGAAAUGUGGAAGUUGCAACAUCCUUUAGUCGGAACAUAGUGCUGGUCUUGUUCGGUCACAGCAGCAUAUAGGUAAACCUUAAAAGUGUCGGAAUUU
Phaeodactylum tricornutum CCAP 1055/1 is the source of this 914-nucleotide messenger RNA. RefSeq lists its product with no specific name. Bases 85 to 846 code for a protein of 253 amino acids. The record is from RefSeq and is a predicted model, not a curated record. The transcript has 2 exons. NCBI's taxonomy places the organism in Eukaryota, Bacillariophyta, Bacillariophyceae, Surirellales, Neidiaceae.